AUGGGAUUUGAUCAUGAAAAGUUAAUAUUCUAUGUAAAUGGCAAACGAAUCGAAGAUGACAAUGUUGACCCCAGAACUACACUAGCUGUAUAUCUCAGAGACCACUGUAAGUCCAAGCGUUAUCACCAUUUUUUUCUUCUUAAACAGUCUAUAAACUUAUUAGAUUGUUCAAAUACUUCUUUGCCUCCGUGAAAGCAAUUGGCAGGGUUUGGGGCCCAUAAUUUUUUGAACAACCUAAUAUCAUUACAACAAAAGUAGACUAGAAAGUGUAAACACAACUAAUACCUUUCAGUAAACCUAACCGGCACCAAGAUAGGAUGCAACGAAGGUGGUUGUGGUGCUUGUACUGUAAUGCUAUCAGAUUUGGACCCUCUAACAGAAGAAAUACGGUGAGAUAAAUAUUGAUAGAGACUAAACUGUAACUAAACCACCUAGUAAAAUCAGAAACAAUAAGCUUAUGAUCAUCCUCAACAAACUUAACACAAGAAAAUCGCAAACCAGUAAGCAAAUUUUAUAUUUUUUCCUAUUUUUAGACAUUACUCAGCAAACGCCUGCCUUACACCAGUAUGUAUGGUAUUUGGAAAGUGUGUUACCACAGUAGAAGGUAUUGGGUCCGUAGCUAACAAGGAGCUACAUCCUGUACAAGAUAGACUGGCCAAGUAAGUUAUCCGAUAAGGUUGUUCAAAUAAUUCUUAGCCCUCUCUCAAAGCAAAUUUUUGAAAUUAAGGGCUCAGAAUUAUUUGAACAACUUAUUACUUAUUUCGAAAAUUGAUAAUAUUGCAAUUGCUUUUUGAAACUAGCAACUUUUAGCAAAAAAAAUUUUUUCUACUGCCAAAACUUAUCAUACCUUUCCAGAGCCCACGGAUCCCAAUGCGGCUUCUGCACCCCAGGCUUUGUGAUGGCCAUGUACUCGUUACUUCGCAAUAAACCAAAGCCCACAACAGACGACAUAGAUGAAGCGAUCCAAGGAAACUUGUGCAGAUGCACCGGAUACCGACCUAUUCUAGAAGCCUACUACUCCUUUGCUGAACAACAACAGAAUGGCCUACUGAAAGCAAAUGGUAACGGAGUUGAGAGUAGCUGUGCUAUGGGAGAAAACUGCUGUAAAAAGCGGAAGGUUACACAGGAUUCUGGAAAUCGAAAAGAAGUUAGCCAACUCGCAGAUCUGUCCAAAUGUGAACCUUACGAUCCUAGUCAAGAACCUAUAUUUCCUCCGGAAUUAAAGGUUGGUUUAGGAAGAUCUAUCUUAUUUUGUGACAAUAUAUGAAACACUAAAAUCAAGUUUUAUAGUAAAAACUAUAACAUGACUGUUUACUAUAUGAAGCAUGUCAAAGAGAAUCUAUUGUAUUAUCAAAUACCCUUUUUCAGCUCCACAAACUCCACAAGCACUCCUUCAUCCUUGACUCAAACAACACAAAGUGGUUUGCCCCCACAACCUUCGAUGAACUCCUGAGAAUCAAGAGAACAUACCCAAACGGCCGCUUCAUUUCCGGCAAUUCAGAAUUGGCUGUAGAACUAAAAUUCAAAUUUAUCGACCUUUCCGUAGCCAUAAAUCCAAAACAAGUCGCUGAGUUACGAGAAUGUUAUCUCGACAAAGAGAAGAACUCAGUCUAUAUUGCACUAGGUUUGUCGUUAACGGAGAUGAAAGACAGGUUGAACAAGUUUAUCAAAGAACUGCCAGGUAAGGAGCUUCACCACAAGUUUACAAUAGGUAUUACAUGUGGCUACCCACUAUAAUAUACUGAAAUUAUUAUGUUAAAUCUAACAAUUGUCAAAUAUAACCAUAAUAACCAAUAACAAUGCGUAUACGCGAACAAAUCAUAUAUUAAAAAGCAUCAUAUAAAAAUUAAAAUACCUUCCAGAAGAACAAACUGCCGUGCUACGCUCCGUCUGUGCCAUGCUACACUACUUUGCCGGCAAACAUGUUCGUAACAUGGCCAGUGUAGCCGGUAACAUAGCCACAGCCUCUCCUAUCAGUGACCUUAACCCCAUUUGGAUGGCCUCAGGCACAGAAGUAUUGCUCGUCUCAGAAGCUCGUGGAGAAAGGAUCUGUAAAAUUGAUGAGAAGUUCUUUGUAGCAUAUCGUAGAACAGUGAUACAACAAGAUGAAGUCCUCAAGGCAAUCUGGAUUCCACUAACUCGAAAAGGCCAAUUCUUCAGAGCAUAUAAACAAGCACAACGACGCGAAGAUGACAUUGCUAUUGUGACUGGCGCCUUCAUGGCAGAGAUUGAGAAGAAUGAGAUUGUGGAUCUGAAGAUUGCUUAUGGUGGAAUGGCACCAACAACAAAGUUGGCCAGUGAAUCAGUUAAGGGAUUGAAAGGAAGAACAUGGAACAAAGAUCUACUUGAAUAUGCGGCUACACAGAUCGCUAAAGAAUUCACACUGCCUCUGGGAGUGCCUGGAGGAAUGGCACGAUAUAGAAGCACGUUGACAAUCAGCUUCUUCUUCAAAUUCUUUGUUCAUGUUUGCGAAAGUUUAAAAGUAAGUUUCGUUAUACAAAUAUCAACAAAAUAUUGGUUAAGAAUAACAUAAUUUCUCUACGUCAAAAUUUUAAAAGAAAAAAUAAAAUGUUAGUUUAAAAUCAACAUGUACAACAUGAGAAAAGUAACAACUUACAAUGUAAACCAUGAUAAUCUGAAAUCCUUUGUUCAGAUCCCCGGCUUCACAUCGCAUGGAGUAGAAACCCGUGUUGGAGAACCUCAUCUAGCAAAGUACAACUUCACCCAACUAUACCAAGAUGUCCCAAUAGAUCAACUAGAAUCAGACCCCAUCCACAGACCAAUAAUGCAUCAAUCUGGAGAGAAACAUACGACCGGCGAAGCCAUCUACGCAGCCGAUAUCAACCCAGCCAACGCUCUUCACAUGGCCUAUGUUACCUCACCAACCGCUUAUGGUACACUUGGAGCAGUGGACAUUUCCCAAGCUCAACAAGAACCAGGCUAUGUUGACUAUGUUGAUUGGAGAGACAUACCAGGUGAUAUUGUGUUCAACCAUUGGGGAGUACGACUGUUUGCACAAGAUGAAGUACUAUACCAUUGUCAGCCAAUUGGAGCUAUAAUCGCGACAAGUCAUGAAAGUGCAAGAAGAGCUGCAAACAGAGUCAAGAUUGAGGUUACACCUCAGAAACCGAUUGUCACAAUUGAGGUAAAAUUAAAAAGUUAUUAAUAAAGGGUAUUACAGAACAAAUAAUACAAAAAAAGAAAUAAAAGAACAAAAAAUACUACAAAAAUAUAAAAUACUAAAAAAAGCACGAAAAAAUUUCGAAAAAUUCGGAGUUUGAAACAAAUUUUAGCGGAAAAUUUCUACUUUUGGCGUUCUGUUCAAAAUAAUAUUUCCGACAAUUUUUUGUUUCACAGAAAUUUUGCUUUUUUAACGGUUAUAAAGUUUAUAGAAAGUUAGAAAACUUAUUACAUUUUAUGUUAAUGCGUAGAAUUAUAUCUUUGGUAACAUUUUAUACGUAAAUCGAUGUUAAGGAUGCAAUUGCGGCAGAAUCCUAUCACAUGGACAAAUUCAAAGUCCACUCACAGUUGGCUGAAAACCCUGAUGCUGAGUAUAAGCCCACAGAUUGGAAAAAAUAUGACAGGAUUAUUGAAGGUGAGGAAUAUUUGAUUUUAAAUAUUGUAGUAGGUUUUGAAACAAAUUUAGAAUUUUGUGUUAGGUUUAAGGGAAUUUUCUUGUUUUCUUUUCAUUAUUGAUGUUUAUGGUAAUGUAGAUCUCACAAAUUCUCUAAUAUUCCGUAUUCUUACCUUUUGUAAAUUAAGUUAACACAAUGAAUAUAUUCUUUAGGAUCAAAUCGUAUGAACGGUCAAGAGCACUUUUACCUGGAGACGAACAAUUGCUUGGUGAUUCCGGGUGAAGAUGACGAGAUGGAGAUCGUAUCUUCAACACAAUGUGUGGAUGAUGUUCAAGGAGAAGUGGCAACAGUGUUGGGAGUGCCGCGACACAAGAUUGUGGUCAAAGUAAAGAGAAUAGGGGGUGGAUUUGGAGGAAAGGAAAGUGUUUGUGGCAUGUUUGCUUGUACUGCUGCUAUUGCGGCUAAAAAGUAGGUUCAUAAGUUUAAAAUUAGGAUAAUGGGUUUACAAUACUUCAUGGCUAUUGAAAGCAAAGUCAUUGUCUAUGGGGAUGUUGUUACUUACACGAAUUUUGCGGUUUAUAUCAGGUUUUGAUAUUUUUUUAAAUGAUUUGAAUGCUUUUUAGACUUCGCAGACCGAUAAAGUUUGUAUUAGAAAGAUAUGAUGAUAUGGCUAUCUCUGGAACUCGGCAUCCGUUCAGAUUUGACUAUAAAGUAGCUGUGGAUGAGAACAACAAGUUUAAGGAUAUUGAAGUACAUUGCUAUAAUAACAGUGGACAUGCUAUCGAAUUGUCGAAGGGUGUUUUAGGUAGGUAUAUUUCGUUCUUUUCUAUAAAGUUUCUUUUUUUUUAUUCGAAUUUUGAACAUCUUUGGUCAAUAAAUAUUUAGCUUUGUUGCUGUAAAAGUAACUGGAAGUUGUAUUGAAAAACCACGCAUAAUAACUUUUUUAUGUUGUACUUAAUGAUAUUGCAGAAAGAGCAUUGGUUCAUCUUGACAACGUUUACAAGUUCGGCAAUGCUGAUUUUUAUGGAAGAAUGUGUAAAACGAAUUGUGCUUCAAAUACAGCGUUUCGUGGCUUUGGAGGACCUCAGGGCAUGUUUGGCAUGGAAUCCAUCGUCAAUCAUGUAGCAGAGGAGCUUGGAAUUGAUGUAGAUGAGGUAAUAACUCUUGUUUGCUAUAGUAAACAAAAUUUUUCACUUAAAAAAACUAAAUUUUUCACUUAAAAAAACUAAAUUUUUUACCUAUAAACUAUUUUUUUAUUGUUUUUUGAUGGUAACAGGCUUUUUGAUUAUAAAAAUAUAAGUUUUUAAUUAUAUUUUUUGAUUUUAUCAUUAUUUUAGUUAAGACACAACAACAUGUACAACGAAGGCGACUGUACUCCAUUUGGUAUGCAUCUAAACCAGUGUAACAUACGAAGGUGCUGGGAAGAGUGUAUUGAGCACAGUAACUACAAGGAACGAAAAGAAGAUGUAGCAGCCUUUAACCGCAAGUAUCAGUACCGCAAGCGUGGUAUCUACCUAACUCCAACCAAGUUUGGUAUUGGUUUCGGAUUCAAACAACUGAAUCAAGCUGGUGCACUGGUCCACAUUUACAAAGAUGGAUCAGUUCUGGUUACUCAUGGUGGAAUGGAGAUGGGUCAAGGCUUACAUACCAAAAUACUCCAGAUAACUGCCAGUUGUCUGGGUGUGCCAAUUGAGAUGGUACACUUGAAUGAUACGGCCACUGAUAAGGUACCAAACGCAUCACCUACGGCCGCUUCUGUGGGCAGUGAUAUGAAUGGGUUGGCAGUUCAGAAUGCUUGUGAAUUACUGAAUCAGAGAUUGGAGAGGUUCAAGAGAGAGAAUCCGAAUGGUACUUGGAAGGACUGGGUCUGGACGGCGUACUGUAACCGGGUUUGUUUGUCACAAACUGGAUUCGGAAUGUGAGUUUUAUUAUUUUUGGUUUAAUUGACACAAUGUGCAUAUUAUUGUACAUGGUAAUGUUAUUUUACAUUUUAAUGCUAUUUUCGUUAUUCAGAAUCCACCACGAAACCGUUGAUUUCAUGAAUGGCAAAGGAGCCGAGCUAUUUGGCUACCAAGUGUACGGUGUAGCAUGUUCAGAAGUGGAGAUCGACUGUCUUACAGGCGACCAUCAUUUACUUCGGACUGAUAUUGUGAUGGAUAUUGGAGAUUCUCUGAAUCCAGCUAUUGAUAUCGGCCAAAUCGAAGGUGCUUUCGUCCAAGGCUACGGAUUAUUCACCAUGGAGGAGAUCAAAAUACGGCCGGAUGGAGUUAGACUAACUAGAGGACCUGGCAAUUACAAGAUACCAUCAGCUGACGAUGCGCCUAGACACUUCAACGUGAGAUUGUUAAAGGGUUCAUCGAAUAAGAGGGCUGUGUUUUCUUCAAAGGUAAGGUUAAUAUCAAUGUGGUUGAUUAUACUAUUUAUUAACAUAGAUUGUAUUUUUAUUGGGUUUUUAACUUAAAGUUGGAUGUUCCAUCUAUUUAAGCUUUUAACGGUUGAUUUGAAGAUUAAUACAUUGUUUUAGGCAGUAGGAGAACCUCCUUUGUUCCUCGGCGUUAGCGUCCUGUUUGCCAUCAGGGAAGCUGUCAAGGCUUAUCGUGAACAAAAUGGCCAUAAAGGAUACUUCCGUUUCGACAGUCCAGCGACGCCUGAACGAAUCAGAAUGGCCUGUUUGGACGUGCUGACCGAAAGAAUACCAAACGGAAUUGAACACGCCAACUUUACUCCUUGGACUGUAGAAUUGUAA
Molecule: messenger RNA, 6321 nt
Organism: Bursaphelenchus okinawaensis
Lineage: Eukaryota; Metazoa; Nematoda; Chromadorea; Rhabditida; Aphelenchoididae
Source: the annotation of a GenBank genome assembly